AUGGACCAAACAGUUCCCCCCAACACUAACCCCACCCCCAAUCUGAAUCCCAAUCUGAAUCCCAAUCCCAAUCCCAAACCCAAACCCAAACACAACCACCCCCUCACCCUCCGCGUCCAAGCCCUCACCCUCAUCUCCAUCGGCGUGGACAUCAAAUCCGUCCAGACCAGCCUCCGCCUCCCCCGCCAGACCAUCCUGUCCUGGGUCGCCAAGGCGCGCGCGCGCGGGUAUAACCCGCAGGUUGACUUUCGGAUUCUGCCGGAGUAUGUUGAGGAUGGGAAGAGGACGGGGAGGCCGAGGAGGGAGAGGGAGAGGGAGGGAGAGGGGGAGGGGGGUACAAGUGGGGAGGGGAAAGGAAAAGACAAGGGGAAGGCGAAGGUGUAG
This is a messenger RNA of Aspergillus clavatus NRRL 1, 384 nucleotides long. RefSeq lists its product as uncharacterized. The record is from RefSeq and is a predicted model, not a curated record. The transcript has a single exon. Lineage: Eukaryota; Fungi; Ascomycota; Eurotiomycetes; Eurotiales; Aspergillaceae. Bases 1 to 384 code for a protein of 127 amino acids.